CUUACUGGUUAUAGGCGAGCGUUUGUGCGCGUCGCUUGAAAUGUCUGGAAAUUUUUGUUCUAAAAUAAUAUAGAUUGAAUGAAAAUUAUUGUAAAACAUAAUCAAACUUUGUGUUCAACAUGUUCUGCAUCUAGUAUUAUUAUGUAUCAUCGUGAAUAGUAGUUUAUUUUAUAUAAAGUUAAUGUAUUAGCCGUCCAUUAGAAAAACUAUAAAAUGGAAGAAGGAGAUUCGAAAUCGUGUAAAAAUUCUCCUAAAUCUGAGGAUAAGUUUGGUAGCUGCUAUUGUGGAAAAGACAGAAAUUUCAACAUCGUUGAGUUACUAUGCGUGACAUGUAGCCGUUGGUUUCACGAAUCAUGUAUUGGCUUCCAGCUGGGUCGGUUGGUCCCGUUCCUCAUGAACUAUGUGUUCGUUUGCAAAAAUUGCUCCGUAACCGGGCUGGAAAGUUUUCGCAAAACGCAGGCCACGAUACCGCAAAUGUGCAUGACGGCAAUUGCCAACCUGCAACAAGCUGCCGUAAAAGAGGGCAAACCUAAGGCCAUGUUCAGUAAGGAUAAGGAUAUUAUUCCAUAUAUGGACCACUAUUGGGAAUCGAUGACAACGAUGAGCCGACGCUCUACUCAGUCUUGGUAUGCAACGGUGCAGAGGACUCUGAUCAAAGACAUCAACUCGUUGUUCACGUAUGAGGAAACUACCGAGAACGGACAGAUGUAUGGAUUGGUUAUGUCCGAUCUGGGUCAAAUCAGACCGAACUAUGAAGAUCCAGCCGCGCAAGGUACUCAAAACUUGGCCAAAGCUGGACGACAACCGAAACGCAAAUUCCCCAACAGCGAACAGGGCGGAGCGUUAAGCAAAAAAAGUCGCAUCGGUACGGAACUCGGUGCGCUGGUGAAAUUACCCGCCCACGGUUACCCACUGGAGCAUCCGUUCAAUAAAGAUGGAUACCGGUAUAUCCUUGCGGAGCCCGAUCCCCAUGCCCCGUUUCGACAGGAAUUUGAUGAAAGUGCGGACUGGGCCGGAAAGCCUAUUCCCGGUUGGCUGUACCGGGUGCUGUCGCCAAAUGCGGUCCUGGUUGCACUACACGAUCGGGCACCGCAGCUAAAGGUGUCUGAGGAUCGACUUGCUGUCACCGGCGAGAAGGGUUACUGUAUGGCGCGGGCAACGCAUUAUGUAACACGCGGUAGCUGGUACUGGGAAGCGACUGUUGAAGAGAUGCCAGAAGGAUCUGCCUGUCGGUUGGGAUGGGGUCAAGAGUAUGCCAAUCUACAAGCACCAUUGGGAUACGACAAGUUUGGAUAUUCGUGGAGAUCUCGAAAGGGUACUCGCUUCCAUGAAUCUCACGGUAAGCAUUACAGUGAUGGGUACGGUGUGGGCGAUACGCUCGGUUUUAUGAUCGUUUUGCCGGAAUCGAACCCCGCUGGUCAUACGCCCAGCACGUUCAAAGAUAGACCGUUGGUGAAGUUCAAAAGCCAUUUGUACUAUGAAGAGAAAGAUAAGGUAACGGAGACUUUGAAGUCUCUGAAGGUGCUCCCAGGUAGCAAAAUAUUCUUUUUCAAAAACGGUGUCUGUCAAGGGGAAGCAUUCACUGAUAUUUACGGAGGAGCAUACUAUCCGGCAUUUUCGAUUCACAAGAAUGCCACGGUCAGCUUUAACUUUGGUCCUAACUUCAAACACCCAGAAGUGGAACAGCAAUUCAAGGCUAAAGCGAUGCACGAUCGUGCCGAAGAAAUUAUCUGCGAACAAACCAUGGCAGAUAUGAUGUAUUUCACCGAGAACGACGGCAAACUUCGAUUGGACAGCUACAAUAUCUAGAUGGUACGAUCAACUGCAACAGGUUUGUAAAUAAAAUUAUACCGUCAGUCGCAACAA
Malaya genurostris is the source of this 1866-nucleotide messenger RNA. RefSeq names its product set1/Ash2 histone methyltransferase complex subunit ASH2 (gene ash2). The transcript has 5 exons. The record is from RefSeq and is a predicted model, not a curated record. Bases 214 to 1809 code for a protein of 531 amino acids. Gene Ontology annotation, molecular function: transcription cis-regulatory region binding; protein binding. Gene Ontology annotation, cellular component: Set1C/COMPASS complex. NCBI's taxonomy places the organism in Eukaryota, Metazoa, Arthropoda, Insecta, Diptera, Culicidae.